GCAUUUGUUCAUGAGUAAGGUGUGUCCUCUCUAUAAGUAUUUCAAGGAAUAGAUACAACGAUCACCAUGUUGAAAUACGUUUUGGCCAUCGUCUGUCUCCACAACUUGGUAUCGGUUUACUGCUUGACUGUCUCCUGUCCUAACGGCUACACCCGGCAUGCCUCGUCGUGUUAUAGAUUCCAUCAUGUGGGUCUUUCCUGGCCGGAAUCCGUGACAUUUUGUAAGGCUACGGGAUCCCAUUUGGUCAGAGUGGAAACGGAAGCUGAACAUGACUUCCUGAAGCUUAAGGCUAAGGAAAUGCUUGGUAGGUAUCCUCUGUACUCAUUUUGGAUAGCAGCAACUGAUGCUGUAACAGAUGGUGAGUGGGCGUGGGCGGACACAUUAACCAGCCUUACAUAUAAGAAAUGGGCCCUAGGUCAGCCGAACAAUGGUCUGGGCGAGGACUGUGCUGGUCUGUACUACCAGGGCGGAUACGACUUCGGGGACUGGCUCUGCAGAACGUUACUACACCCCAUAUGUGAAAUUGAUUUCACAGAUGGGAUCGAAUUGGUUGGGUGACAUAAAGAGUAAAUUUCAAAAUCAUUUUGACUCAAUUUUAUGAAAAAUAAAUAGUCACAUAUAGCACAGA
This is a messenger RNA of Pecten maximus, 628 nucleotides long. Its product is annotated as perlucin-like protein. The record is from RefSeq and is a predicted model, not a curated record. The transcript is spliced from 5 exons. NCBI's taxonomy places the organism in Eukaryota, Metazoa, Mollusca, Bivalvia, Pectinida, Pectinidae. Bases 67 to 558 code for a protein of 163 amino acids.